Molecule: messenger RNA, 1106 nt
Organism: Guyanagaster necrorhizus
Lineage: Eukaryota; Fungi; Basidiomycota; Agaricomycetes; Agaricales; Physalacriaceae
Exons: 1
Coding region: 233-835 (200 amino acids)
Molecular function (GO): metal ion binding
Source: RefSeq, a predicted model, not a curated record
CUCUCACUCACUGCUCGCAGUUACGGUACACACAGAACUUUUCAUCCUCGGCUUCGUCCCCUCUCUACCCUGGCUAAACCUAAACGCGACCUGCCACCACGACACCUGACCACUUGCGAGUACAUAUCUAAGGACGAGCACGAAGCUUUACUAGCAACUGUUCACACCAAUGCGGAUCAUACCAACGCGUCCAUUCUUUCAUCAUCAUGAAGUCGAGGCGGCCACCAUCACGAUGGUAAUUCAACAUGACCUUCGUGCUUCCGAUGUCUACAAGCUGGACCUGAGGCACAGGGGUAAAACCGAAAGGAAGACUCUGGAAUUCAACGGUACCAAGCUCGAGCUCUUCAAUGACGACGCAGCAUUAAAGGAGUACAAGACCCUGAACUCAAUCAUCGAUCCCCUCUCGACGUAUUUCUCAAUUCUAAUCAUGCACGCUCAGCCUUCUGGAAAAUCGGCACUGCUUGGCAUUCAGGUCUUUUGUUUCACAGCUCAUCUUUCGAGGAUUGCGUCUGAAUACGAAUGGCACGCAGUGGUCUCGUACCACAUGGCUUUCUUCACCAAGCGCUGUAGGGAGGUGAUGGACGGAGACUAUGCUGGGUGGGGCAAGAUCGACUUGGAGUUCCGAGGUGAGCACCUCUUUCCCUACCGUAAGGCGAAGGCAACCACCUCCCCCAUGGCAGGGAAGGGCUUGCUAGGUACUGACCGGACGGCUCCUUGUCGUAACUCCAACUUGGGCAGAUGCAUUGGAAAGAAGUGUCCAUGGAGUCAUCCCCAUAGCUGCACCACCUGCAACAAAACUGAUCAUGGUGCCUACAACCACCCAAGGACUGCUUAGGUUGGUGGAAGGGCGAGCUACUCUUCACCACCUUCUCGCCCGGACACACUUUCUGGUGAAGCCAAAUCUCAUCCUUCAGGCACCUUUAUUUCGGACGUAUCCCCUCUCCCAUUUCAUAAAAAUUUCCCACCACUCUCACCACCUCUCACUCGCCCUAAUACCGAUCCUCGGGCUAAUAUGCUCCCUCCCGCCUCGCUGCUCCUGCCAACCGUCUCCUCCUCUCUUUACGCUGAUGCGUGGUCCCAUUACUUAUGGGACUAUCCCUCCCGCC